GUAUUCACGCAGUAGUCACGCUGUCCGGAGCAGAGUGUCGCUCGCCUUGUCGCCUUUUGCUUGCACAUUUUUUCUGAUUAUUUUUCUGUGUGUGUGUGUUUGUUUGUUUAUUUGUUUGUUUGUUGCGUUCGAGUUUUGGGGUGUGUCUCUUUGUGUGAAAAGAAACGUCCAAGUCGUUGCAUGUCAAUUAAGAGCUGCUGUGAUGUGGCUGAGACUUUGCUAUCGCCCGAUCGACUUGCCUCUGAAUUGAAUGUCAUCAUGUUGAAAUCACCGAAACUUGUCCGGCUGGCCGACUUUUAUCUCAGACAACACAAAAAAGAAGGCGGACGCUUUUUGACGGAGAGGCCAGCAGAAGCGAUGGCGGCCACUUGCAAGAGUUACGUGACGUCCUACACGCCGGCCACUACCGGCACUUCGCCGCCAAGUUCGCGAUUGCCGCCUGACGGACACGAAUUCCCCGGCGAUUACAUCGACGAUACCAGCACCACCACGGCGGCGGCUGCCACAACCACGACAAAAGUGUCGGUGGCUCCGUCGGUGGCACGCGGGCGGAGUGGGAGCGCUGGAGGGACGGGCUCGGCAGUCUGGCGGACGUCGCACACCCACGGCGGCCGGGACGAGCGGAGUGAGCGCAGUGUCAAAGAUAAAAUCGCCUUGUUCACCCAUGACGUGGCACAUCCGCCGGUCGCUUCUUCGGCGGUCGGAUCGUCGACAGUGAUGACGUCAUCUUCGGCCAAUUGCGUCCGGAAUCUUCCGGCAUCCGCCACGACCAAGACGAAACAUCCGACGCUGUCGUGUUCGGUCGACAAUUUGAGCGUCGGGCGGUCGCCCAUGGUCUCGCCCGUCAUCCGCACGGAUUCAAGGACUCUGCCCCGUCACCAGCUGGCCGUCACUCCGGCCGUCAAAGCCCAUCAUGCCAUUCACAGCGUCGAAAGAGAGGGGCCGGCCAAUGUCAACUUGAGCGAACGGUCUCGCAGUUUACUCGACGUGGCCCAUUAUUCUCCGCCGUCAGGCCAUCACGUCGGACAGCAGCAGCAGCAGCAACGACACAUCGUCAGUCCGUCACCGUCCGUCUUGGCCGAAAUUCAACCGAGAAAAUCUUCUCUGGUCGGCUCGGAUGACGGCAGACGAAAGCCGAGUCUGUCCAGCACCAAACUCAGAGGUUUGGUCAUUCCGGACGUGGUGGACGGAACGCAAAUGGGAUCCGAUCCGCCCAGCCGGGCCGUGAUGGAUCUUCCCGAAAUCAUCAGCAAAGAUUCGGUCAUGAUGGUCGGACUCUCGCCGUUCGCUCCGCUGCGCAGCCCCAACAGCCUCCAUCCCGGCGGCCAGGAUGUGACGGACAACUGCGCCCCGAUGCAGAGCAAACAGAAAACAACUUCGCUGAGUUCCCUGCCGUGGAAGAGCAAUUCGCCCAGCUUACCAAAGUAUUCGCCGGCCUUCAAACGCAAGGAGCUGACCGUCCUGCGCCCGUCUUACAACAACUCGGAUUCGGGAACGAAUCACUCGACGAAUCUGUCGACGGCCGGCUCGCCCGUCAACAAGCCGCCGCUGAUGACGAGUUUCUCUUGUCCGUCGGAUGUCGAUGGAUCACAGAGUCCCAUGGUGGAAAGUGAAACGGCCACCAAUGACGUCAACAGCGACACUGACGGCGACUCGGCCGUCAGUUCCAGCCGCUCUUCCUUCAGUCAGUCCGGAUCGCCGCUUCCGGAACGGAAUCAACCGUCGAAUCAACACGUCGCUGAUGAGGACACGAACGCCGCCCUGACCACGGCGGCCAAUCGGGUCCUGAAAGCUCAGAGCGUCGAGGCCCUCAAUCGCAAAAACGUUCUCCAGUCUGCCCGCUACAGUUCCGGCGGAGGAAGCGGAAAUCAUUUGGAUUUGAUGCCGCCCUCUUCUUCGCCGCCGCCGGCUCUUCCACCGCCGGCCGUUCCGGCUGCCGCCCCCUCCGAACCUGCUGUCAAAUUGACUGUGGACGUCAGCCAUCAUCCGUCUCCGACUUGUUCGCUGCCCAGUCCGGCGCUCCAGCGUCCUCCUGUCCAGCGGACCAGCAGCAGCAAAUUGUCGUCGGGAGAGAAUUUCGAACAGACGCUGAGGAAAUUCACGACGGCCGAGGCCAGCAGCCGGAUCGAGCGCAGUUCGCCGCGAUUGCGUCUCUCCUCGUCGGAGCGGCUGGAAAUCAAAACGGCCCUCAUCACGGACGUUUGCAGCGAUCCGCACAGUCCGACCGUACAGAAAAAUACGACGACGACGACCAGUCCGUUCCACCGCGACGGAUCGUCGCCGUUAUCGGGCAAAAAAUUGGCGUCAACGUCGUCCAGCGACCACCACUCGACUGGAUCCGGAUCGAAAGAGAUCAAGAGCUUCCGGGCAUUGGCUGAGCGUUGGGAGGCCAUUGCCAACGAGGCCCCGUCAUCGACCGGAUCCUCCCCUCCUGGCCCCAAUAUUGUGAGUUCCAGCAAGAAAGUUGCCGACACGAGUACGGUUAUCCAGCCAUCCAUCCGAGACCAUCAGACUCCGGCUGACGUCCGUGACGUCACCCGUUCGGUUACGACUAGCCGAACGACCGCAACAUCCACUUCUUCUUCAUCGGCGUCGGCGGUUGAAUCACGCGAAAACAAACCGACAACAUCGGCGCGGCCCGUGACGAGCCGGAGCGUCUCGGCCGGCGUGGUGGAGAUCCGCAAAGCCUUCGAGCGCGUCAAGGAAGAACUGAUGGAAACGGAAUCCAAUUGCCAUUACGGCGGCGGUCAAGAUCUUGGCGUCCUGGGCCUCGUGUCCGGUGGGCUCAGCCUGGAGGACUACAAGCAACAGAACAGCAGUUUAUUUUCGCUCCAGUCCGGUAACAACAACAACAACAAUUCUCCGUCACCGUCUGGCGGAGGCGGUCACCAUCAUUACCACCACCAGCACGUCCGCAUGUCGUCGCUGGACUCGACGACCAGCGAGGACAGCAGUUUGCCCUACGGAUUGUACGGCGGAUGCUACGGCGGAUUCGGCUCGGCCUUUGGCGGAGGCAGCGGCUACGGCGGAGGGAGCGGAUACGGCGGCUUCUACGGCGGCCCUUUCGGCCCGUUUGGAGUCCGAGAUAAUUACGGCAGCAUCACAUCAUUGGCCUCGUCCACAUCGCUCAUUUCACCGCAGGAGCUUCAACAGCUGUUGGAUGAAGCCAACCAAAGUCUGGAGGAGUCUGGCACGCCGUCGCACGAGAUUGUCGUCGUCGUCCUGCAUCGUGGCGACGUGGCGUCGACGCUCAGCCCCGGACUGGGAAUCACGCUGGCCGGCGGUGCCGACUACGAGACCAAAGAGAUUACGAUUCAUAAAGUGAUUGGCGGGAGUGUGGCCGACCGGGAUGGCCGCAUCCAGAAAGGCGACCGGGUCCUCUCCAUCAACGGCAAGGGACUCAAAGGCGUCACACACCGGGAGGCACUCGCCAUACUCAAGGCGCCCAGACCGGAAGUGGUGUUGGUCUUGUCCCGAAACCGUUCCGUCUCACCGCAAGAUAUUUGUCACGACGUCGAUAAGGAUCUUCCUUCCGUCAUGAUCCCGGCCCUCAACACGGGACUGCUGGGCAAUCCACGCAACAGUCACCUUCUCCUGUCCUCUGGCAGCAGUGGCAAUGGAGUCUGCCGGCCGCCCCGCAUCCUUGAAAGUCCUUCCGACUUUACCAAUUACGAUCACGCGUCCAAUGAUGAAGACCUUGGUCGUGGACCACCUGUGCAAGCGACGCUGGUUAAGGAGGGCGCCGGACUGGGAUUCAGUUUAGAAGGCGGCAAGGAUUCACCGCUGGGAGAUCGUCCGCUCACCAUUAAAAAGAUAUUCACCGGGGGUGCGGCCAGCAAGAACAGCACACUGCGCGUUGGCGAUCAAAUCAUUUCAGUCAACGACUGCGAUGUGAGGUCCAUGUCGAGGAUAGAGGCCUGGAAUUUGAUGAAGAAGCUGCCCGACGGCGCCGUCUCCCUUAUCAUACGUCAGCAGAUUACAUCCUCGUAAAAAGAGCGGAGGAGGACGACGACACGAAGAAGGAAGAAAGAGGGAAUAUUAUACAAAUAAUUAAAAAGGAUUAAAAAACAAAAACAACAAAAAAAAAACAAAAAUAAUAAUGCAACACACAACACACUUUCACGACGACAAACCGGUGCACCUCCUUUUCUUCUCCCUACACACACACACACAUACACACACACACAUUUCUUUUUUAUUGUUAGCUUUCUCUCCUCUUUCUUGUAUGCAACUGCGGAGGUAAUUUAAUUAAAGGUAAUCUGGCGACCGUCUUUUAUCGCCUUCGACUCUACGCAAUCUCCUCUCUUUUUACGAUGAUCCUUUUUUUAAGUUAUUUCUCCUCCACCCAGUUUUAUACUAGCAUUAUAGUUGAUCUCUUGACUGCUUCUUUUCUUGAUUCUCUUAUUAUUAUUAUUUUUUUUUUACACUUGAGGUGUUGGGCUCGUCUCCUAUUCAAUUUGUAUAUACUUAAUACGUAUACCAAUUCACCAAGUUUUAUAGCUUCAAGCCUUCAAGCCUGGAUUGCGUGGUAUUUUUUAUCUGAAUUACUGUAAUGAAACAACGAUUACAAGCUGAACGAAAUAAAUAAACCGUAUCUCUGUUUAAA
This is a messenger RNA of Daphnia pulex (common water flea), 4606 nucleotides long. RefSeq names its product mucin-17-like. Lineage: Eukaryota; Metazoa; Arthropoda; Branchiopoda; Diplostraca; Daphniidae. The record is from RefSeq and is a predicted model, not a curated record. The coding region runs from base 181 to 3990 and encodes 1269 amino acids. The transcript has 7 exons. Gene Ontology annotation, molecular function: protein binding.